Messenger RNA from Drosophila albomicans, 3068 nucleotides. RefSeq names its product glycine receptor subunit alpha-2 (gene alka). The transcript is spliced from 9 exons. Gene Ontology annotation, molecular function: chloride channel activity; extracellular ligand-gated monoatomic ion channel activity; neurotransmitter receptor activity. Lineage: Eukaryota; Metazoa; Arthropoda; Insecta; Diptera; Drosophilidae. Gene Ontology annotation, biological process: signal transduction; regulation of membrane potential; chloride transmembrane transport. Gene Ontology annotation, cellular component: synapse; neuron projection; membrane. Bases 393 to 1775 code for a protein of 460 amino acids. The record is from RefSeq and is a predicted model, not a curated record.
GAUAUUAGAACGCGAACUGAGCUGGUAUCAAGUCGAGCUACACCGAACCGACCGAACAACCGUAGAACCAAAAGAAAACAAAAAAGAACAAUUCAACAACCUGUUCAAAUCUAAUUACAUAUAUCAACUUAAUACUUAGCAAAUAUUUUCGGAAUACCUUUAUGCUAUGUCCUCUACUAUACUUUGUGCAGUGCUCCUGAAAUGAAAUAAAUUACAAUUAUUUUAAACAACAAAUCUUAAAUAAAACAAAUAUAAAUUAUACGACUCAAUAUCGCUGUCACUGUCGCUAUAUCGUGUUGCAGAUUUUCUAAAGCGAAUUAUGAAAUUCCCACGUCGAUGUAAAGUGAGAUGAUUUGAGGUUUGGUUUCAUUUUCUGUUCCGUCGUCAACAUCAUGCUGGGCAAAUACAACACAAAAGCAUUCAUAUCGCUUGGAUUGACAUUCAUAUUGAUGUGGAUUAGUGAGGCCACGGACACCCACAUGAACUACAACUACACAACGAAGCCCCGAGUGGUUCUUCCGCCUAAUUAUGUCAAGGAAAUGCGACCGCCCUCAAAGAAGGGCUCACCAGUGAUAGUAGACUUUAGCAUAUUUGUUGUAGAUAUUAACUCAAUUAAUGUAGAGGAUAUGGACUUUAGUCAUUAUAUAUUCAUUUACAGAGUUGACAUGUUUAUACAUCAACGUUGGAUGGAAUCCCGACUGGAAAUAUCGGAUGACAUAUUCGAAGAGGGCGACGACUAUGUCACUUUACUUCCUGAAUUUUUCGACAACCUUUGGCAACCAGAUCCGUAUUUUCUAAAUUCGAAAAUUGCCGAAAUAGCUACCCUGACGCACAAGUUCACAUCGGUGACGCUAUACAAGAAUAAAACCGUUCGAUAUGCAGCUCGCAUGCAUGCCAUAAUUGCCUGCCAGAUGGAGUUCCAACUCUACCCCAUGGACAUCCAAGUAUGUCCCAUUUACAUUGAGAGUUUUUCGUCCAACAAUCAGAAGGUAAAGCUGCGGUGGUCCGACUCGGGUGUAACGCUCAAUCCAGAGCUAAAACUGCUGCAAUACAAUCUCGGCCAGCCCUUGGAGCUGGAGGAGAGCGAUGGCUAUAUGCCCGAGAAGGUGGGCAACUUCUCACGUCUCACCGUCUACUUUCGCUUCGAGCGGCAGAUUGGCCAUCAUCUGAUCCAGACAUUUGCUCCAUCCUCGCUGGUUGUCAUGCUGUCGUGGUUCAGCUUCUGGCUCGGCCUGGACGCCAUUCCGGGACGUGUAACGCUGCUGGUCACCUGCAUGCUGACGCUGGUCACAAUGUUCACCGGUCUACGGGCGGAUAUACCACCCGUUGCGUAUGUAAAGGCGCUUGACCUUUGGAUGGCCGGAUGCAUGGUGUCGGUGUUCGCUGCCCUCGCUGAAUUUGUCGUUGUCAAAGUGUUGGAUGUCCAGUACCAGUACCAGGUAAACCGAAUACCAAAGGUACUGCCCAUGCGCAUAAGCAAUAUGGAGAAAGGUCAAUGUGCAACUGUGGCGAGCUGGGAGGGAGGCGCCGUACGGUCACGAAAGGCCACACAAACUCCAACAACGCCAGGCCAGACAUCGCUGCAGGGCAAUGGAGGACCACCCAAGCCCGCCCGUCGACAGAGCCUGCUGUCGGUGGCUUGGACGGACACGGAUACGGGCGUGGAGAAGAUCAUGUGGCGUGAGAUCGAUAAAGUGUCGCGGGCCGUAUUUCCCAUAUUGUUCUUUGUCUUUGUGCUCCUAUAUUGGCCCAUAUUGCUGAUGAAGUCGUCCUAGGAUUUGGGGAGUUCCAGAAUACACAUUUCUGGACUCCGUUAAAAAAUCGAAAAGGAACUCAAUCCCAAAAUGUUGCAAAGACACAAAGACAACGAUACAAGGAUACAUACACUGCAAUACAGUUUAACUUUAUAGCGCUCCAAACAAAUCGAUUGCUAUGAGUAUAUAUAACAUAUAUAUUAUUACCAUAUCUAAGUAUUAUCAGGUAUACAAGUAUAUAUGUAGUAUAUAGUUUCCUGCGCUAACGCUUUUACUACGCUAACCCCAAAACGAACUUCUAGAUCUACAAAAAUUGGCAUUGCUCAGUGAUAGAAUAUUUGAAUUGGAGUUGUUUUAAGCGGUCUACUCAUAGCAUCCUUAGCCAUGUUCAACAUUGUGUACCUGAGUUAACGAAUCAGAUCAGAAUAUGGCAUACAAUUCUUACAAAUGAUGAUAUCAUAUAAUAACUAGUAUAGCUCACAUGCCGUGUCAGAAUCGGGCAGUGUAAAUGCUGUGAACGUUUAUCACGGUGCAGUAUUGAAUAGCGCCACCUAUCGGUCAAUGCUUCAUAGGUGGAAGAGCGCAUUAAUUUUAUCCGUUAGCCGGAUACCGGAUACAGGGUAUUUUUCAGACAUCGGAUAAAUUUGAGCUCGGCCUUAAGCUCAACUGUAAAUUCACAAACAAAGCUUGAUAAUUAAACCUCAAUCAAAACUAAGCAAGCUUUGCUAAUCGAAUUAAUCUAUAAUGUGUUUAUUUUUAUAUAAACGGUCGAACUUCACUUACAAAAACCCUUAGCGGAGGUCGACAGUACAUUAUAAUCUUUGUAUAGUAUAUUCAUAUACCACUUUGCCUCUAGUGGAAUAAUUAAAUAAUUAUUUUUUUAAUCAUAAUUAUUAGUUUUGAUUUUUUUUGCUAGCAUAAAUUUACGCUUAAGCUAAAUCAGCCAGAAAAUUGAUUGGUGCUUUAAAGAGAUAAUAACAAGUUUACAACCCUCUAAGGAUCAAUAUCUAAGUAUAUAUUAUUAUGUAAAUAAAGUAGUAAAUAUGCUAUUUAGGAACUUUUACACACAAUUGAGACAAAUAACACUUUAGAGCUGUGGCUUUAUAUUAUACUAUACUAUAUUUGAUAUAUUUACCUGUAGUUCAAAUGGCACACACUCAAACUCAAGAGAAGCUAGAAAUAUUGUCGUAUAUUAAAUAUACUUAAGUGAAGCGAAUAUUAUAUUUUGUAUAAAAUGAAACUGUGUAAAUACAAUACAGAUAACAGAAACAGAUAAUUCAAAUUUAAGAUUAAAAUAAAACACCUAGACAUUUA